GGCGGGGCCGGGUCUCGGAGGGAGCCGCGCCGCGCCGCGGGGCGUGCGAGGCCGGGCAGAAAGAGGGGGAGCGAACGCCGCUGCCGGGCGAGAGGCAGGGAGCCGCUCUGCCGCCGCGCGGAGCCAGCAGAUGAGCCUCAGUGUACUUGGAAACUUCUGCUGAGCUGAAAGUUGAAACCCUACCCUGCCAUUCUGUGAGCUCAAGCAGAACGAAAGCCAAGGGAGAGUUUCAAGUGUGGUAGCAAAAGAGGAGCCAUCGCUGACGGCAACGGCAGCAAUCAAUAACAGCUUCUUUUGCUGAAGAUGUCUAAUAAUGGUGUGGAAGCCGAAGACAAGCCUCCAGCCCCUCCAAUGAGAAAUACCAGCACUAUGAUUGGAUCUGGAAGCAAAGACACUGGGACUUUAAAUCAUGGCUCAAAACCUUUGCCUCCCAACCCUGAAGAAAAGAAAAAGAGAGACCGAUUUUACCGAUCUAUAUUGCCAGGAGAUAAAACCAAUAAAAAGAAGGAGAAAGAACGGCCAGAAAUUUCCCUCCCUUCAGAUUUUGAACACACGAUUCAUGUUGGAUUUGAUGCUGUCACAGGAGAAUUCACGGGUAUGCCAGAGCAGUGGGCUCGGUUAUUGCAGACCUCCAACAUCACCAAAUCGGAGCAGAAGAAAAACCCCCAGGCAGUGCUCGAUGUGCUAGAAUUCUACAAUUCCAAAAAGACCUCCAACAGUCAGAAGUACAUGAGUUUCACAGAUAAAUCUGCAGAGGAGUACAGUUCAUCAAAUACACUGAAUGUGAAGGCUGUAUCAGAGACCCCUGCAGUACCGCCAGUUUCAGAAGAUGAAGAUGACGAGGAUGAUGCUGCUCCACCCCCAGUGAUAGCUCCACGACCUGAACACACAAAAUCAGUGUACACCCGUUCUGUGAUAGAGCCCCUUCCACCGCCUCCUACCAGAGAUGUGGCCACCUCGCCUAUCUCUUCACCCUCUGAAAACAACACAGCAUCCCCUGACACAAUGACCAGGAAUACAGAGAAACAGAAGAAAAAGCCGAAGAUGUCAGAUGAAGAAAUCUUGGAAAAAUUAAGAAGUAUCGUGAGCGUGGGGGACCCCAAAAAGAAAUACACACGGUUUGAGAAGAUCGGGCAAGGCGCUUCAGGCACAGUAUAUACUGCAAUGGAUGUAGCUACAGGACAGGAGGUUGCAAUCAAACAGAUGAAUUUGCAACAGCAGCCCAAGAAAGAACUUAUAAUUAAUGAAAUCCUUGUAAUGAGGGAAAACAAAAACCCCAACAUUGUCAACUACUUGGACAGUUACCUUGUAGGAGACGAACUGUGGGUAGUUAUGGAGUAUUUGGCAGGCGGCUCCCUGACGGAUGUUGUAACAGAGACCUGCAUGGAUGAAGGACAAAUAGCAGCUGUGUGUCGAGAGUGUCUUCAGGCUCUGGAAUUCCUGCAUUCAAGCCAAGUCAUUCACAGAGACAUCAAGAGCGACAACAUUCUACUAGGAAUGGAUGGCUCCGUCAAACUAACUGACUUUGGUUUCUGUGCCCAGAUAACACCAGAGCAGAGCAAACGCAGCACCAUGGUGGGGACACCUUACUGGAUGGCUCCUGAAGUGGUGACGCGGAAAGCUUAUGGGCCGAAAGUGGACAUCUGGUCUCUGGGAAUCAUGGCUAUUGAAAUGAUUGAGGGAGAGCCUCCUUACCUCAAUGAGAACCCCCUGAGAGCCCUGUAUCUCAUUGCUACCAAUGGUACUCCAGAGCUGCAGAACCCUGAGAAGCUUUCGCCCAUAUUUAGAGACUUCCUAAACCGCUGUCUCGAGAUGGAUGUAGAGAAAAGAGGCUCUGCCAAAGAACUGCUACAGCACCAGUUCCUGAAAAUUGCGAAGCCCCUUUCUAGUCUCACUCCUCUGAUUAUUGCUGCAAAAGAAGCAGCAAAGAACAACCACUAACACGGAAUCAUCAUAGUCAUUGUGCCAAGUAUUUUCAAUGUUCAUUUCAGAGACUGAAUACCUGCCUUUCUGCUCCUUGGGGGUGCCCAAAACUUUGAUCCCCUGAGAGUGGGCCACAGAAGUAGUAUUUGUUGAAUGUUAAAGGAGGCAUUGCUGAUCUAAAGUCGUGAACAGCCUUCUCACCCGCUUGGUGGGAGAAGAUUAUUUUGUAUGGUUGACAAGGUCUUUUUGAGAACCUCUGAGCCUGAUGUAGCAAAGCCAGUUUGAGUUCAUAUCUCUUAAUGUUUAUUUUUUAACAUAAGUGUGGAGCCUUAGACCAUGUUUAUCUUAAUAAAUUACAUCUCUCGCUGGCCGCUUUUCCCUGCCUCUGCCCAGCUCAGUUAUCACACUACUGAAACUCCUGCAUGCUUCAGAUUACUUGAAUAAUGGAGCAGCCAGCAGAAAUCUGAACAGCUUUAAUAAUUGAAAAGGGGGAUGCAGGAGUAUACGGCACCAAACACUUCCUCAGUGCUGCCGGACGCCUUGACAGAGAGAGCUGAAAUAUUCUGAAUGAACUUUCUGCAACCAUCGGAGGAUUUAAUUCAUGGAUCGCCUUUGUGCUUCGUCUUGUGAAUCAGCCUCUGAUUAAAAGAUCCUCUUUCUGUUUUCAUCUCAGAUGUGUAGGCUUCAGUUUUCAAUUCUGCUAAUUAUUAGGUCACUUCCAAAAAUAACAUUUCUGGUGCGUUAGAAGGUAAAUCAUAGAAGAAGGUGACAGGCCUGUUUUUAAAACUAUUUCAUUUGUAAAGCACAGCUUGUGUUAAAGAAAUCAGUGCUCUGUAUCAUAAAACACUGAUACAGUGGUCACCAUUACAGUAUCACCAUUUGCCCACAUUGGUAUUUGAGAAGGUAUUAUUUCCUAUGCCAAGUUCCAGGAAAAAUGGUCUUGUCUCAGAUGCUUGUGUGUGUGUGUGUGUGUGUGUGUAUGAAAGCUAAAUAAUCUGUUUUCUUUAUCCUGUGACUUAUCUGGAGGACCAAGAGGGUUAAUAAUUCCUCUGGUUGCCACAGUUUUUAAAGUAUCGGGAAACUUGGAACUGCAUCUGAGUGGAGAACUCUGUGGCCUAAACACUGGGCUAUAACCAGCUGUAUGUUGAUUUUAUUAAAACUGCUGCAUUUCUGAUCUCAGGGUGCGAGAGGGAGGAUUUAGAGAAUUAACUUCAUAGUCAUAAACACAAUCCUCUCAAACUGGACUACUGUUCAUGCUAUUCUUUGUUUGCCACUGGGUGUCCAGAGGUGAUGGCUAAAGUGGUACGUGCAAACUAGAUUAUUUUACACUGAGUUCCCUAGACCUGCUUAUAUCCAAUUGCGAACAUGAUAUGGAGUCUAAGCUGCUGUAAUUUCCAUACUGAGGAACCAGAAGAUGGUGUAAAAAGGUAUGCAUUAAAGUCAGGUGGGAGCUGCUUUCUUAGACUCUGCUGUUGCUUUUCUUGCCAGGGCCCCCGCUUCUGUCCCCUUAUGGUGUAAAUUAAACCAAUGUAUGAGGGCUUAAAUGAUGGAGGAACCACUAGGCUUCCAGCAAAUGGUAAUAGUGCAUAGUAGCUCAGUCCAACUCCUAGGCGAAACCUGUAAUAGACCCUCUCUGCUUGGAUACUGAUGGAUUUUUCUUCAUCUUCCCCACUCUGAUCUCUGCCUCUUCCCUUGUUGCAUAACAAGUUACUGCGUUUAGCCACAAUAUCUGCCAGAUGUACAGUAUUUGGGAGAUGGACAGAAUAGGCUAACAGGUCUUUCCCAUCUGUUUUACUUCUAAUUUUCCAAGUGAACUUUAAUUUCUGAUGCCUCAUCUUUUUAAAAAUUGGUUUGUAUAGUUCAGUCACCAUCAGCUACAUACACAUAUCUCCUGGUGCAGAGCACUUUUGCUUUCCAAUAUCUUAUGUAAAUUCACUGUCAUAUGAAAAUGCAAGCAGUUCCUUUGGUGGUAUGGGUGUAUCUACACUAGAGGCUUUUGCCAGCACAAAUUACACCUUGCACGCCCUUGUCUGACAUAGCUAUGCCUGCAAAAGUCUGUAGUUAAGAUCUCACCUAAAAUAACCUGGAUUAAGCUGCUUUCAGGGCCUCGUAGCUUGACACAAGUUAAAACAAGUUCAACUAAAAGGAUGGUCCGAGACACUAUUUUCCCCACCCCACCAGCUCAGUGUUCACAGCAUGUUCACAGCUCGCAAUAAGAUCGUAAUUUUAAACUCCAGUCAUUAAAAAUCCCAUUUGUUCACCUUUCUGUGACUAAGGAUUUCCCUGGACAUCUGUUUCUGACUAGCCUUGGAUUUCUGGGUGAACCCCUAGGACGAAAUGGGGUGACAAUACUAGAACACACCAGCCCUAGGGGAAGUCGGAUUGGAUGAUCAGAUAGACACUCCCUGGGGAAUUUGGACAGAGAUUGAAGAGAAGUACCAUUGCCUUGAGUAAUUGUUGGAUAAACGAGGAGUUUAUUUAUAUUUUCCCUGGUGCUGUCUUAUUGGCCCAUGUAAUGGGAAAUGGACUACAGGCCACAUCCUUAGCUGGUGGAUAUCCAUAUAGCUCCACUGAUUUCAAUGGAAAUACAUUGCUUCAUGCCAGCUGCCCGACAUCUCUAAGACAAAGCCCUUGUAAAUAACAGGGAUUAGAACCUGAUCCAUAAAGGCGCUGUGGGUCCUUGCCUCACAAUGGGAGCCUGGGGGUUGAGGAGUUCUUUAGCACCUCACAUGAUCAGACUAUAUCCAUGCUGGCUGCUACCAUAAUUGAGCAUGGGUGCUGGUAGCAGGACUGCAGCACAACUUACCCCGACCAAGGAUGAUUUCUUAUAAAUAACCAUGUUAAAUCCUGCUUCAGGCUAUCCAUUGCCUAGGCGGGCUACAGUCAGAAGGAACCAUUUAUUCUUUGGCUUCUAUCCCUCAGCUGAUUUCUAAUCCAUGGUGGUGCCUUGCCUAGGAUUCCAUCAGCACUACUUAGUUUUCUUAAUAGCUUUGUGUGAGAGAUUUUGCCAAAGGCUUUUUGAGGCCCGUUGAUAAAUUGUAGCAUUGUGACAUCAGAGCUAUGUCAUCUUCUAACAACUAAGUUCUAACAGUCUGGCUUCAUUGCCCUGAUCUAUUGACAUGAAAGUCAGUGGUGCAGAGUACAAUGGCUGGCUGUCUUAAGUUAACUGCCUCAGGUAAGUCAGGUAAAUUCUUCCGUUUUAGUUCUCAUGUAGUUUAAAACUCUGGUAUCUGCCUUACUUUUAGCACUUGGCUGGACUUAUGUAUCAAUAUGUUGCCUUUCCCAUUCAGGUAUCGCCUCCCAUGUCCUGGGCUCAGUGCUGCUUCAGUUCAUGCAUAUGAUUGGCUAAUGCCAAAGUACAGUAGAACCUCGGCGUUACGAACACAUCGGGAAUGGAGGUUGUUUGUAACUCUGAAAUGUUUGUAACUGAACAAAACGUUAUUGUUCUUUCAAAAGUUUACAACUGAACACUGACUUAAUACAGAUUUGAAGCUUUACUAUGCAGAAGAAAAAUGCUGCUUUUAACCAUCUUAAUUGAAAUGAAAGAAGCACAGAAACCGUUUCCUUACCUUGUCAAAUCUUUUCAAACUUUCCUUUUUUAGUAGUUUAUGUUUAACACAGUACUCUACUGUAUUUGCAUUUUUUUUUGGUCUCUGCUGCUGCCUGAUUGUGUACUUCUGGUUCCAAAUGAGGUGUGUGGUUGACAGAUCUCUUAGUAACUCUGAAGUUCUACUGUACUAGAGUAAUAAAUCUGGUCAGAUUUUAUGGCCAUCACUCUCUGUCUUGGGAGCAAUGCUCUCAGAACUUCAAGAAGUUAAAACUUCUUCAGUUCAUUUUGAGAACAUUUUCAUUCCACACGUGUUUAAAAAUUAAAAAUCCUGGGAAAGCUCUUACCAAUGGAGAUAAAUCUGCAUCGUUUUGAUGAUCGCUUCUUUGGUUUUUACAUACUAUGGUCUUUUCAAGGUAAAUGCUAGUCCUUUAACUGUAUUGUCUUGUCAACGAUCCUCUUGCCUGUUUGUGAGCCAGAUUCCUCAAUUUUGCUGCUUAAUUAGUUCCCCAUUUAAUAUAUAUUUAUAUUUAAAUGGCUCCUUUAUAUUAGCUGCUUGGAACAUAACUUAAUAGGUUCUUUGCUUGCCUACUAUCAGUCCACAUCAAGGUGUCUCGAUCGUGUCAAGUACAUCAAAGAAUAAUAAGGAAUGCUCACCACUGCAAAUCAGCGACUCGCAAAAGCUUAACAAGAAAUUAGGCUGACAUCAAUCUAGGCAAUCAAGGCCCGAUCCAGAGUCCACUGGAAGUGGUGGAAAGACUCCCAUUGACCUCAGUGGAUUUUGAAACAGGCCCUUGAAGAAUAGUGAACCCAAAAGUUUAUACCUCUCCCUAAAACAUAAGAGGCAGAUGGGAACUUUCACAAUAUGCUUAAUUAUUAUUGAUAAAAUGUCUUAUUCACUUAACUCCUCAAUGUUUAUAGAAAUGAUUUAUUUUACUGAGUUUCUAGGAUUUUGUACCCAAGAGGGAGAGAGAGAGAGAGGUGUGUGUGUGUGUGUGUGUAAAUCCUUUGUGUGCCUUUAAAAGGGAAGGCUUGUAGCUGAGGAGGAGAAUGGGAAUGAGUAAAUAGCCGCCCAUUGUUAUGGCUUUGAUAGCACAGCUUCAGUCUUGGAAUGUCUUAAUUAAAGGGACAUAUCUGUAUCGUUUCAGAACAUAAAUCUGCUCCAUUAUUUGUUACUGCUUGAAACAAGUUAUUUAUGUCCCUGGCAGGCUGGAAUAUCCCUUUAAACAAAGGUGGUGGGAGUUCUUCUUGAGAAGACCCAGGUUUCCAUAGAGACACUUCUGCUCUUUUAGUUGCCUUUUUAACAGAUCUUGGUGUGAUCAAGGCCAAGUUUAAGUAAAGACAUGGAGAAAACCCUUUACAUCCACACAAAGGCCAAGAUUUUACAAAGGGAUGAGUGAUUUGUGUUGCCUUAGUUUGGUAGGUGUCGCAACUUUAGACGCUGGUUUUCAAAAAGCUUUGAAAAAGUUGUGCAACCCAACAUUGAGGCAAUCGAAAUCACUAGUCGCUUUUGUAAAUCUUGGUCAAGAACACAAUAGCUGUGAUGAUACUCAUAUCCCGCAAAAUACUGCAGCAGUGCAUAGAAAUAGGCAAUAUUUACAACAAGGUAUUUAUGAUGUUUGAGAACAGUCUGAUUUUAUGACCUGUGAGUUAGCUAGAUUCAAGUUUUAAAGAAUGUUUUGCCUGUCACUUGUUGACAUAAAGCAGGUCCAGACAAAAAUCCCAGAAAAAUGCUCCACUUUGAAUUUAUUGUAUGAAAUAAAAUGUUUCACAGCAAAGUAUGUGAGCUAACAUAACCCACUGACAAUGUGUAAGAGCAUAUUUGAUCAUGUACAUCUCCUAAAAUUUAGUAAAGGUGAAGUCAGGCUUACAAAUGACCUGGCUAACGUUUUUAGGCAUGGUUUUUGAGUCGUUUCAUUUCCACAAAGCCCACAAUUUUAUCUCUGCAUCAGAGGACAUCAGACCGAGCACAUGGAUAAUUGCCUGAUUCAGGACCUGACAGUUGCCAAUGAAAGUAUACAGAAUCAAAUAUGGGAUCUUAGAGAAACAGCUCCCAACCUUGAUACUGAAAAGCAGGAGCUAAUAAAAUAAAAUAAUUGUAUGACAGACCUGGACAGAAACUUGCAAGCCAAGACCGACUGUUUCAGAACAAUGGUGGAAGAUUGCCAAAGAGGUGGAGAAUGUCAGAGAGAUUCUGGGACUAGGGGAAGUAAAGAUUAAACAUUUGGAAUUCCAAAACAGGAACUUGGAAAGAGCCAGUGACCAGGUGACUGAUGAAAUAAAGGGAAUGUGCCUCCAGAUUUCUGCAUUAUCAGGAUUACAAGUCUUUUCAAGGAGAAAGAUCAGGGAUGGGAAACAUAUCUUCUGAAAUCCAGAAGUGCUGAAACAACUGCAUAGCAAGCUGGAGAUUGCAGAGCAGCAGCAUGAAGAGGAAAAAUGCCAGGCAUCCAAGUUAAGGCAUGUGCUGGAAGGAUUUGAGGAAAUCUGGGAGCUUCAGAAAAAUGCCAUAAUCCCGCUGGAAGGACAACUGGAAAAUUCAGUGCAGGAGACUGGAAAAUGAAGACAGAGUCCAGAUUCAUUCGUUGUUGAAUAAAAUUAUGGAAGCAAAGCUGGUGCAGGAUUCACUGGACAAGAGAAACUUUCUCAAUUGCCUUUCAAAAGGUGUCUGGUUUGUAUUCACCUUGGUCCUAUGCUUUGGAUUUAUGCCCACAUCGGUCAUGCUAUAUAUCUUUAUAUUCAACAAAAAUUUUAAGUCCGUCAGUCGUCAGUUGCUGUUUUCUGAUCACAAUCUUGAGUUUGCUGAGAAACCUCCUGUCUCCAGAUGCUCUCUGGAAAUAUGAUGGCCUGUGGCCAUUUUAAAGUCAGCUGUGUAGCCUCUCUUCCAUCUCUUCAUAUCAGCUAAAUGACCCUCCUUCAAUGCCUGGAUUGUUUCUUCUUGAUGUAUCAGCUCAAUCAUUUUUUAAAAAAUGCUUCUUUAAAAUAAAAUCAAAUCCAAAUAGA
Caretta caretta (loggerhead turtle) is the source of this 8470-nucleotide messenger RNA. RefSeq names its product p21 (RAC1) activated kinase 1 (gene PAK1). Gene Ontology annotation, biological process: protein phosphorylation. The record is from RefSeq and is a predicted model, not a curated record. Gene Ontology annotation, molecular function: protein serine/threonine kinase activity; ATP binding. Lineage: Eukaryota; Metazoa; Chordata; Testudines; Cheloniidae.